Messenger RNA from Colossoma macropomum (tambaqui), 5262 nucleotides. RefSeq names its product collagen, type V, alpha 2b (gene col5a2b). The transcript has 54 exons. NCBI's taxonomy places the organism in Eukaryota, Metazoa, Chordata, Actinopteri, Characiformes, Serrasalmidae. Gene Ontology annotation, molecular function: protein binding; extracellular matrix structural constituent. The record is from RefSeq and is a predicted model, not a curated record. Gene Ontology annotation, cellular component: collagen type V trimer. Bases 156 to 4649 code for a protein of 1497 amino acids.
AGCGCGCACCAGUGGCAGAGCCUGGCUGGUGGCUGCACAGUUCUCGGUUUAGAGGGGGCACAGCUUCUGGAUGCUAAAGACCUGACGCCGGUAAACGAUAGCCGGUGACCCCUCCUGCCCACUCCGCUGGACCCCGGCGGACUGCUGUGGUGAAAAUGACCGGGACUCUCAGGAUAAGCGUGUGGCUCGUGCUCGCCGUGGUCCAGGUAUCGCUCGUGACAUGCCAGGAUGCUCCUAAGACCGAGGACAAAAACAGCUGUAUAGAGGAAGGUGUGACGUAUUUGGACAACGACAUCUGGAAGCCGGAGCCAUGCAGACUGUGUGUGUGUGAUAAGGGCCGGGUCAUCUGUGAGGAGAUCCGCUGUGAGGAGCUGAUGGGCUGUGAGCAGCUCACCAUUCCAGAGGGAGAGUGCUGCCCCGUGUGUGAGAAAUUCGCCAGUGCUCGGGGACGCAUUGAGAUACUAGCGUUCAAGGGUCAAAAGGGAGAACCAGGUGAUAUUCCUUAUAUUGUGGGUGUUCCUGGUCGACCUGGACCAAUGGGCCCCCCAGGGCCAGAAGGACGUCUGGGCUAUCAAGGCAUUAAAGGAAGAAAAGGUGUGGCAGGUCCUCCUGGUUUUGAUGGGGAACCAGGUAUACCAGGAAAACCAGGUGAAUCUGGUCCCGCAGGACAGGCUUUAUUGCCAGGGGGUCAGUUUCCCUCUCAGAUGGCCUCAGGAUUCCAUGAUAGCAAGUUGGGGAUGGCAGGAUUAGUCUCAGGAUCUCCGGGUGAACCAGGACCAAGAGGACAUCCAGGACCAGCAGGUCCACCAGGCCCUACUGGAGCACAGGGAGCCCCAGGAGAUGCGGGUGAUCCUGGAUCUAUGGGUUCUCAUGGUCCAAGGGGCCCAGACGGUCCUUCUGGAAAGCCUGGUCUGGAUGGUGAACCUGGACCUUCAGGAAAGGUUGGAGAAGUUGGAUUUCCAGGCUCUCCUGGUCCCAGAGGAUUUCCAGGAUUACCAGGUCAACCAGGAAUGAAAGGCAGCAGGGGACACCCUGGCUCAACGGGCCCAAAAGGAGAGCCAGGUGCUGUUGGGUCGAAGGGUGGAUCAGGUGUGCCUGGGUCAAUGGGGCUUGUUGGUGAACGGGGUCCACCUGGGAUGCCUGGAGAGAGGGGUCGGAUCGGCCCUACUGGACCUGUGGGAAGACGCGGAAUUGCAGGAAAUGUUGGGAAACCAGGUCCAUUGGGCCCCAUCGGAAUCACAGGAGCUCCAGGUUUUCCAGGAGGCCCAGGAGCGAAGGGUCAGGCAGGAGCAACAGGCCCCCGAGGCACCAGUGGGCCACAGGGCCCCAGAGGAGAAGCAGGACGUCAAGGCUUGCCUGGAGCUCGAGGCAACCAGGGACCAGCAGGUACGGAUGGUGCUCCUGGACCCAAAGGGCCAUCAGGGAUACCCGGCGUGCAGGGUCCAGUCGGACUGAUCGGUCAGCCUGGCCCACCUGGACAACAGGGAACUACUGGACCUGUUGGGAUCAAAGGUCAAGUGGGUGACGUGGGCUCCCCUGGGUUCAAAGGAGAGCCUGGACUAAAAGGAGAAUCUGGAUCACCUGGGGCUCAAGGAGAGAUGGGUCCUAUGGGAGAGGAAGGGAAACGGGGUCCGAGAGGAGAUACAGGAGCUUUGGGGCCACCUGGACCUGCUGGAGAGAGAGGUGCUCCAGGUAAUCGUGGCUUCCCAGGUGCUGAUGGGCUACCUGGACCUAAGGGUGCACAAGGUGAACGUGGCCUUUCAGGCUCUUCAGGGCCUAAAGGUGCUGAUGGGGAUCCAGGUCGCCCUGGGGAAGCAGGCAUUCCAGGUGCAAGGGGUCUGACGGGUGUUCCUGGACUCGUAGGACCGGAAGGAAAAAUUGGACCUCAGGGAGCCCCUGGAGAUGAUGGUCAUCCUGGUCCUGCUGGGUCCACUGGUGUCAGAGGGCUAGCGGGGUCCAUGGGUCUCCCUGGUCCAAAAGGCUUCAGUGGUGAUCCAGGAAAAGCAGGAGAGGUUGGAUCCCCUGGAGUUCCAGGACAGAGAGGAGCCAACGGGAAAGAUGGAGAGGAAGGGCCUGCUGGAGCUGCUGGACCACCUGGUACACCAGGGAAGAGAGGAGAGCAGGGUCCUCCUGGUCUGACAGGCUUUCAGGGUUUACCAGGACCCGCGGGCCCACCUGGAGAGCCAGGAAAACCAGGUGAUGAGGGAGUCCACGGUGAAGCAGGUUCUGCUGGUCAGACUGGUCCAAGAGGUGAGCGGGGGACCCCAGGAGAGAGAGGAGAACCAGGGCCACAUGGCUUACUUGGGCCAAAGGGAAGUCCAGGAACACCUGGCCCUGAUGGACCUAAGGGUAGCCCAGGACCAGCAGGGACAAUAGGUGAGCCAGGCCCUCCUGGACUACAGGGAAUGCCUGGAGAGCGAGGGAUCCCAGGACCUGCUGGACCUAAAGGAGAACGUGGUACAAUAGGUGAAAAGGGAGCUGAGGGAACUGCUGGCAACGAUGGUGCUCGAGGUCUACCUGGACCCCUUGGACCCCCUGGGCCUGCUGGACCAGCUGGAGAAAAGGGAGAGGCAGGCCCCAGAGGGCCCCCUGGACCACGAGGUUCCAGAGCAUCAGCUGGUUCUCCUGGUGAGCCUGGUCCAACUGGCUCUGCUGGUUUUGCUGGGCCUCCUGGUCCUGAUGGUCAGCCGGGUGUGAAAGGUGAGACAGGAGAGCCUGGUGCAAAGGGUGAUGCGGGGUCUCCAGGCCCUCAGGGAACGGCAGGAAAACCUGGGCCUCAGGGUGCAGUUGGUGUAGCUGGGCUGAAAGGAGGCAGAGGAACUCAGGGGGCUGCCGGCCCCAGUGGCUUCCCAGGAUCUCCAGGAGGAGUAGGCCCACCAGGCUCUGCUGGUCCUACUGGAGAGCCUGGUCCACAAGGUGCCUCAGGAAAAAAGGGUCCACAUGGACUGGUAGGAGAUCCAGGGGCUCCUGGACGUCAAGGAGAGCGUGGUAACCCCGGACCUGCUGGAAGCCCUGGAGAUAAGGGGGACUCUGGAGAAGACGGACCACCGGGUCCUGAUGGGCCUUCAGGACCUGCAGGAACUUCAGGGCAGAGAGGGCUGGUGGGUCUACCCGGCUUGAGAGGAGAGCGUGGAAUGUUGGGCCUCCCUGGACCUGCUGGUGCACCUGGAAAGCCGGGUACCAAAGGCCCUCAGGGAGGUAAAGGUGCUGCAGGCCCUGUUGGACCACCUGGGUCAAAUGGACCUCGAGGAGAUCCUGGCCCAGAGGGUCUUGCAGGACAAGAUGGGCUUCAUGGUGCUGAUGGUACCAUUGGAGUCAGAGGGGACAGGGGAGACCCAGGACCUGAGGGUCUGGCAGGACCACAGGGUUCCCCAGGAACACCAGGACCAGUAGGAACAUCUGGAGGUCCAGGAUUAAGAGGACAACAGGGUUCAAGAGGCCCACCUGGACCAGCUGGCCAGCCAGGCAUUAGAGGCCAAAAGGGACCUCAAGGACCUUUGGGAGAUAAAGGUGACAAAGGAGAUGCUGGUGAGAGAGGUCAGAAAGGUCACCGUGGCUUCACUGGACUGCAAGGCCUACCAGGAACAACAGGCGCUACAGGAGAUGCAGGUGCGAGAGGAAUCACCGGACCAAGUGGACAAAGAGGAAUUCCAGGGCCUGUUGGACCUCCUGGUAAAGAAGGUAACAUGGGUUUCCCUGGAGCAAUAGGACCACCUGGACCUCGGGGCAUUCCUGGAGACAUUGGACCAGAGGGUCCUACAGGAGAACCUGGCCCUCCCGGCCCUCCCGGUUCCCCUGGCCCCCCCACUGCUGCCGUAGAUGACCUUUUCGGUACGACGCUCGACUACGACGGCGAUUCUGAACCUGAGGCCCCACCCCCUCCAGAGUUUAACGAGGACGAGGCAAGGCCUAAUAACAGCUCGGCUGUAGUUGAGAUGGAUAGUGGGUUCCAUGCUUCGCUGAAGACUCUUGGAAGCCAUCUGGACAACAUGCGCAGCCCCGACGGCAGCCGUCAGAACCCGGCACGCACCUGCCAGGACCUGAAGCAGUGUUACCCACUCAAGAAAAGCGGUGAGUACUGGGUGGACCCUAACGAGGGCAGCGCAAAGGAUGCCAUCCAAGUUUACUGUAACAUGAAGUCCGGCGAGACGUGCAUCUCCGCCACCCCGUCCAGCAUCCCCCGCAAGAACUGGUGGGGUUCACGCUCUAGCAUGCCUAAACCUGUGUGGUAUGGAGCCACUAUGAACAGAGGGAUGAAGUUUACCUACGGCAGCAAAGAGGCUUUACCCAACACGGUGUCUAUUCAGCUGAGGUUCCUGCGUCUCCACUCUAAAGAAGCAGUUCAGACUCUCACUUACCACUGCAAGAACAGUGUGGCCUACAAGGAUGAGAAGAACAGCAACUUGAAGAAAGCUGCUGUAUUAAAGUCUGCAGACGGGCUGGAAAUCAAAGCGCAUGGCAGCAACCAGCUCAAGUACACGGUCACUGAGGACAGCUGCUCGAAAUCCAACGGUGAGUGGGGUAAGACUGUAUUUGAGUACCGCACGCAGAAACCGUCCAGACUCCCCAUAGUGGACAUCGCUCCAGUGGACGUGGGCGGCGCAGAUCAGGAGUUUGGCAUCGACAUCGGCCCAGUAUGCUUCUCAUGAAGCCUGUAAAGAAACGGCUCUGUGAACCUGCCGCUACCCUGCGGAUUCUGUACAGCAAGCUAAAAAGAACCAGCGCUAGGACUUCAGCUCUAUAACACAGUAUUUAUUAUGGAAGACAGUUCAGAAGUGCCUUGACCAGCAUGUUGAGCCGCAACAGUAUUUUUCCCCCCUUUUCUUCUUUAUUAAGGAAUUCCACUAGCUUGGGGUCUAUGAACAUAUGAGAGACUGUGUGGACUUUAAUUUAUGUCUUGAUCAUUACCCAUAUGCCCCUUGCACUGCUGUGUAAUAGCAAUAAAAUAAGUAUCAUUUUGAAUUGAAGACGUACAGAUGGGUGAUGGGUAACGUUUUCAUGUCAGGGCAGUAGUUACUCCCUGUUUUGAUGUUAGAUGUUUUGAUGUUGCUUUUAUCAUGUUGAACAAAUUCCAGUGUUAGUUGAGGUGCUACAUAAAGGUGCUACAUAGACUAAUAUAUGGAUAAAAGUGAAUGCAAACGAUUUUUAUUGCGUUCCUAUGCAGAUUUAUUGACUCCCAAGUGACUCCCCCAACCCUCGUCUGUGACCCACUCUUUUUUUGCUGAAUUGAAAAACAGAACUGCAAAUUUGGACCAUUGUGUA